GCCCCGGGCAUGUCGUCCAACUGCACCAGCACCACGGCGGUGGCGGUGGCGCCGCUCAGCGCCAGCAAGACCAAGACCAAGAAGAAGCAUUUCGUGUGCCAGAAAGUGAAGCUAUUCCGGGCCAGCGAGCCGAUCCUCAGCGUCCUGAUGUGGGGGGUGAACCACACGAUCAAUGAGCUGAGCAAUGUCCCUGUGCCUGUCAUGCUAAUGCCAGAUGACUUCAAAGCAUACAGCAAGAUCAAGGUGGACAAUCAUCUCUUCAAUAAGGAGAACCUCCCCAGCCGCUUUAAGUUCAAGGAGUACUGCCCCAUGGUGUUCCGGAAUCUCCGGGAGAGGUUUGGGAUUGAUGAUCAGGAUUACCAGAACUCAGUGACGCGCAGUGCCCCCAUCAACAGUGACAGCCAGGGCCGCUGUGGCACGCGCUUCCUCACCACCUACGACCGACGCUUUGUCAUCAAGACCGUGUCAAGUGAGGACGUGGCCGAGAUGCACAACAUCCUAAAGAAAUACCACCAGUUCAUAGUGGAGUGUCACGGCAACACGCUCUUGCCACAGUUCCUGGGCAUGUACCGCUUGACCGUGGACGGCGUGGAGACCUACAUGGUGGUCACCAGGAACGUGUUCAGCCACCGCCUCACUGUACACCGCAAGUACGACCUCAAGGGCUCCACUGUCGCCAGAGAAGCCAGCGACAAAGAAAAGGCCAAGGACUUGCCAACGUUCAAAGACAAUGACUUCCUCAAUGAAGGACAGAAGCUGCAUGUGGGAGAGGAAAGUAAAAAGAACUUCCUGGAAAAACUGAAACGGGACGUAGAGUUCCUGGCCCAGCUGAAGAUCAUGGACUACAGCCUACUGGUGGGCAUCCACGAUGUGGACCGGGCGGAGCAGGAGGAGAUGGAGGUGGAGGAGCGGGCCGAGGACGAGGAGUGCGAGAACGACGGGCUGGGGGGCAACCUGCUCUGCUCCUACGGCACGCCCCCCGACAGCCCGGGCAACCUCCUCAGCUUCCCCCGCUUCUUCGGCCCUGGGGAGUUCGACCCCUCUGUUGACGUCUAUGCCAUGAAAAGCCAUGAAAGUGCCCCCAAGAAGGAGGUCUAUUUCAUGGCCAUCAUCGAUAUUCUCACGCCGUACGACGCGAAGAAGAAAGCUGCCCAUGCCGCCAAGACAGUGAAGCAUGGGGCGGGGGCCGAGAUCUCGACCGUGAACCCUGAGCAGUACUCCAAACGCUUCAACGAGUUCAUGUCCAACAUCCUCACGUAGUUACCUUCUACCUUCAGCCAGAGCCAGAGAGCCGGAUGUGGGGUCGGGGUCGGAAAAGGGAGAGGGCGUAUUUGGGCUGGAUGGGAGGGUGGGGAGC
Enhydra lutris kenyoni (northern sea otter) is the source of this 1357-nucleotide messenger RNA. Its product is annotated as phosphatidylinositol-5-phosphate 4-kinase type 2 beta. Gene Ontology annotation, biological process: phosphatidylinositol metabolic process. Lineage: Eukaryota; Metazoa; Chordata; Mammalia; Carnivora; Mustelidae. Bases 10 to 1260 code for a protein of 416 amino acids. Gene Ontology annotation, molecular function: phosphatidylinositol kinase activity. The record is from RefSeq and is a predicted model, not a curated record. The transcript has 10 exons.